UCAGCACCCACCCCCAAUAUCAAAUCCCCAGCUGCUCAGUAUCUGAUUUGCAUUUCCACAGCUGAAUGAAUCUGCUGACUUCCCUUUUCUUUUCCGUUACAGGUCUUGUGCGCAGGUGCGGCACCAAGCCCUGGGUUUGACAUUGAAGCUGUUUCCAGCCCAACCAACGUGACAUUAACAUGGAAGCAUGUUUCAACUCCUUCAGAGUACACUUACAGAAUAGAGACUAAGAUGGAAAAGAAUAUGACGUUUACCACUGCUAAAAACCAAACAUCAUACACCAUCAGAGGCUUAAGUGCAGCUACUUCCUAUACAUUCUCCAUCACUCCGAUGAUAGCCAAUGAGACCUCGGGAAACUCCACGGACAAAAAUGUCACAACAAAACCUUGGCCUGUGUCUGAUCUCCAAGUUGCUUCCAAGGGUGUGACACAGGCUGCUCUCAACUGGAGCGAUGCAAAUGGUACCGCCUCCUACCGGAUGCUUCUUGAAUGCUUCGGAAACAGCAAACAGAUAACUCCGCAUUCGGCCUUCAAUAUUUCCGGCCUGAAGCCGGGGUCCUGCAAUAUCUGCAACUUGUUGGGUGCAGAAGGGGAGUUACAAAAUUGUGCAUCAGAUACCAAUGACAUCGAGAGAAGCCCAGUGGCCAACCUAUCCCAAGUACACAGGAAUUUCCUCUGCUCUGUAGUCCUAGCCUGUGUCCAGAGUCCCUCCCUCACACAGGUCUUGCUCACUGGGCUAAAGCCUGGUACUAACUACACAGCCAAAGUUUAUCCUCGAGCAGCAGAUGACACAGAAGGACAGCCUGGAAUAAAAGCCUUUACAACAGAUCCCAUCAAGGUUUCUGACAUCAGAGCUGUGAGCAUCAGUGCCACAAACAUGACCCUGACCUGGAAGAUCAAUAACAACGAGUCAUCUUUUUGCUACACCUACAAGAUACAUGUGGCUGGCGGGUCCAGUGCCUUUAACCAAACUGUCAAUAAGACUGAGGCCAUCAUCCGUGGACUCACUUCAAGUACCUUGUACAACAUCACAAUAUGUCCUUUUCUGGGUCAUGAUGAGGGCGAAUCAGACUUCCUCCAAGUGUAUACUUCCCCUGGUCCAGUUUCUGACUUCCAAGUGACAAAUGUCAACAUAAGGGAAAUUGGUUUGACUUGGAGAAGCAAUGACUCAGAAUUUAGAAUUCUUACCAUGGAGGUGGGAGGUGAGAAGAUUAAAAAUUAUACAACCAGAAAUCAGAGCUUUAUCAUUGAAGACUUAAAGCCUGGAACCAGUUACCAUUUUGAAAUAUUUCCACGAGGACCAGAUGGGACUGAAGGGCCAUCCAGAACAGUUGAUGGUAGAACUGACCGCAGUGCUGUGAUUGACAUCCGCAUAGUCAGUGUCACGUCCAGUGAAAUGCAGCUGGAAUGGGAGAAUACAGACAGUACUUCUGGAUAUAACUACCAUGUAGUUCUAGAGUCUGAAUGUGGCCGCAGCAAUACCACCAGUUCUCAGAAAUCCAUCACACUAAGGGACCUCACCCCAGGCACCUUAUAUAAUGUCACAGUCACUCCAGAAGUGGAACAGGUCCAGGGUGACGCCACCUCCGUUGCCCAGUACACACGGCCCAGCAAUGUGUCUGACAUUGAAGUAAACACCAGCACAACCGUGGCAACCAUCUGGUGGAACAAUUUGGACAAAGCCUCUCCUAAGUAUUCCUACCGCCUUAUCUUGAAGGCUGGAGAUGGUAGCAAUGUAACCAAGAUGAUUAUCACAGAUGUUGGAAUCACUUCUCAGAUGGUCUAUGAUUUAAUCCCUGGCUCCUCUUACACAGUGGAGAUCUUUGCAAAAGUUGGAAAUGUUACAGAGUCACUGGUACCUGGCUGGAAGUCAUUCUGUAUGGAGCCUGCGCCAGUGGCCUUCUUCCACUGUGAGGUGGUCCCUAAGGAGCCAGUUCUGGUUCUGAAGUGGCCCUGCCCCCCUGGCAUGAAUACCGGCUUUGAGCUAGGGGUCAGGAAUGACACGUGGAACAAUAUGACAUACCUGAAAAACUGCAAUUCAGAGGAUGACACAGAAUGCAGGGGGAAAGUACAAAAUUUGACAUUUUCUACCUCGUACAACAUCAGCAUUGUCACCUUGUCAUGUGGAAAGAUGGCAGCUCCCACCCAGAGCACCUGCACCACUGGCAUCACAGACCCACCUUCUCCAGAUGGAUCCCCUAAUAUUACAUCUGUCAGUCACAAUUCAGUAAAGGUUAAGUUCAGUGGUUUUAAAGCCAGCAAUGGACCUAUCAAAGCCUAUGCCAUCAUUCUCACCACUGGGGAAGCCGGCCAACCUUCUGCAGAUGUUUUAAAGUAUACAUAUGAAGAUUUCAAAAAAGGGGCCUCGGAUACUUAUGUGACAUACCUCAUAAGAAUAGAAGAGAAGGGACGUUCUCCGGGCUUGUCUGAAGUGUUGAAAUAUGAAAUUGAUGUGGGGAACCAAUCCACCACCCUCGGCUAUUACAACGGGAGGCUGGAGCCGCUGGGCUCCUACCGGGUGUGUGUUGCUGGCUUCACCAAUAUUGCCUAUAACCUUCACAAUGAACAACUCAUCAAUGGGAAUGAAAGCUACGUGUCUUUCAGUCAAUACUCGGAGGCCGUGUUCUUGCCUCAGGAUCCAGGUGUCAUCUGUGGAGCAGUGUUCGGAUGUAUCUUUGGUGCCCUGGCCAUUGUGGCUGUGGGAGGCUUCGUCUUCUGGAGAAAGAAAAGGAAAGAUGCCAAAAAUAAUGAAGUGUCGUUUUCUCAAAUUAAACCUAAAAAAUCCAAGUUAAUUCGAGUGGAGAAUUUUGAGGCCUACUUUAAGAAGCAGCAAGCUGACUCCAACUGUGGGUUUGCAGAGGAAUAUGAGGAUCUGAAGCUGAUUGGGAUAAGUCUACCUAAGUAUACAGCUGAAGUAGCGGAGAACAGAGGGAAGAAUCGCUAUAACAAUGUCCUGCCUUAUGAUAUUUCUCGAGUCAAACUUUCAGUCCAGACCCAUUCGACGGAUGACUACAUCAAUGCCAACUAUAUGCCUGGCUACCAUUCCAAGAAAGAUUUCAUUGCCACACAAGGACCUUUACCCAACACUUUGAAAGAUUUUUGGCGUAUGGUUUGGGAGAAAAAUGUAUAUGCCAUUGUUAUGUUGACCAAAUGUGUAGAACAGGGAAGGACCAAAUGUGAGGAGUACUGGCCUUCCAAGCAGGCUCAUGACUACGGGGACAUAACUGUGGCAAUGACCUCAGAAGUUGUUCUUCCGGAAUGGACCAUCAGAGAUUUCGUGGUGAAAAAUAUGCAGACAAGUGAGAGUCAUCCUCUGCGGCAGUUCCAUUUCACCUCCUGGCCUGACCACGGUGUUCCCGACACCACUGACCUGCUCAUCAACUUUCGUUACCUGGUCCGAGACUACAUGAAGCAGAUUCCCCCUGAAUCACCAAUCCUGGUGCAUUGCAGUGCUGGGGUCGGAAGGACAGGCACUUUCAUUGCCAUCGAUCGUCUGAUCUACCAGAUAGAGAAUGAGAACACCGUGGAUGUGUAUGGUAUUGUCUAUGAUCUUCGGAUGCACAGGCCUCUGAUGGUGCAGACAGAGGACCAGUAUGUUUUCCUCAACCAGUGUGUUUUGGAUAUUAUCAGAGCCCAGAAAGACUCAAAAGUUGAUCUCAUCUAUCAGAACACAACUGCAAUGACAAUCUAUGAAAACCUCGAGCCAGUGAGCAUGUUUGGAAAGACUAAUGGUUACAUCGCCUAGUUCCAAAGCAAACCCUUUCUGAAGUUAACCAGACCGCCACACCCACAGUGAAGGAAAAUGCCCUGAUGUGGACAUGUUUUUAUAUGUCUCAUUUCUCAGUUCUUUGUUCUGUUCUGUUAGAACUACCUUGGAGGGCAUGAGGCUGUGCGUGAAAAACAUGGCAGAUAGGGAGUUGGGGCUGUCAGGAGCUAUGGACAGGUGGUGUGUAAAUCAGCUGCAUUCCUGAUUACCAAUGGGAUGGGUUUACUUUUUUCCCCCUUGAGAAUUGUGGAAAACCAGGAAAAGUGAGCUACGAUUUUAUUUUUCUUUUCCAAACAGGUUCGUUCUCUCUCUCUCUCUCUCUCUCUCUCUCUCUCUCUCUCUCUCCCUCUCCCUCCUUUAUCUCUCUCUAAUUUUUUUAGGACUUUUAUAUGAUUCACAUGCUAAAGCCAGGAUUAUGUUGGGUUGAAUAUAUUUUAAGUAUCAGAGGUCUAUUUUUACCUACUGUAUCUUGGGAUCUAGCUGAUGGAAAUACAUGACUGUGGGUGUUUAUCAUGCAGGGAGGGGCACAUGGUGCCUUUUCUGCAUGGGUUUCUAUUUGAACAUGUGCCUUUUUUGAAUUAUGCUUCCAUGGGCAAAACUCAGUAGAUAUCUCUAUUUUUAUAUUGACUCUCAUAAUUGGAAUAUACAGAAUAUUUAAAUAGUAGCUUAGUAUCAGAGUUUGCCUUCUCAGUAACAUUCCUGUUCUCAUUUGAUUAGAGGAGGCUUUCUCUUUGACCCACCCUUGACAUACAUUUGUGCUCCAUUUUCUUCUUUCUUUUUUUUUUCUUCUUCCCAGUUUUCUCCAAAGGCUUCUGUUGAUGACAUUUUCAUCCCAUCAGUUGGGUGAGAAUAGAGAUUUAAAAUACCACCAUGAGACUCUCUGUGGGGUGGGGUGGGGGAUAGGAGAAGCAGAGGAAUUGUCAUACCACGGUGUACACCCCUUUCCAUCCCGUCUUCUGCUUUCUCUCAUUUCUGUCUUUGGUAAGAAGGAUUAUUUAAAGGUGCAAUAUGUGACUUAGUGGUUCACGAUGCUCUGGGUUUUUAGUAAUGUUUUACUCAGGUUGGCAUUUUACGUGUGUCUGUGUGUGUGUGUGUGUGUGUGUGUGUGUGUGUGUGUGUUUUAUAGUGUGGUGAUCUGUGAACAUUUCAGUGUGAACUCAGAUUAACCCUUUUCCCCCCAAGUCCACUGGCUUUAGUCUCUAUCUGCAGUGACAUACGUCAGUAUCUACUGUAUAUAUAAAUACUAAACUCUCACACCAGUCAUUCCUAUGAAUUGAGGUGUACAAAGUUUGAUUUGUAUCAAAGAUGUAAUUAUUAUUUUUAAAACCUCUUUUCACUACACUGCUGCUGUAAUUACUUUGAUUUUUUUUAAAAGAAAAUGUAGAUUUUUUUUUUUUUUUGCUUCAGGUGUGUAUUCACCAAGAAUUUCAGAAUUUAUGAGGAUUUAUUUUAUUGGUACAUAAUCUGUAAACUUCUCAAGGCAUUAACAUGACAAGAUUUGUGUCUUUUAUUUUAUCUUGUGGCUCAGGUUAUAUUUGAAGAAGUUUUGAGUUUAUUCUCUAGUAGGCAAUGAAGUAUAUAAGGUCUUAUGAAGGAAUCGCCAAGUCCCUGGAGUCCUGUGGCUGUUUUCCACAGUGACACAUCCUGCUGUAUGUUUGGGACGACGGUACCCUGUUGAAGAUGAGAGCAGGGUCUUCUGAGGUGUCCUGGCUGCUGUGGGCCCUGGGGCAGCCUUCAGGAUUCUGCCGUUGCUCUUCACUUCACCAGCACUUUGAUGACUGUCUGGAUAUGAUCAUGAGUACUUUAGGGUUAUAGAGAGUGAACUGUGAUGUGCUAAAAAGCCCUUGAUGUGGUCAGAGCUGUAGUGCUGUAUGUCUUCUGUCCCCCUUUCCUUCGAGGUACUGAGGAUUGAAAGGAGAGGUCAGGGCGGUGUCAUGCUUUGGGUGAGAAUUUUACUUCUCAAAUGGAAACUGCACUUUUUGCUAAAUCCUUUGCAUUUUGAUGUUCAUUUAGUGUCAGGCCUUUUCAGGAAAGGGCUGGCCAGGGUAGAUUAGGCAGGCCCCUUGACUCACCUUCACUGGGAACUUUGACAAUGCAGUUGUGAAUCAGGGAAGCCAUGCUGUUCCCAGGUGUGGAGGGAAGCUGAAGGUGGGCUCAUUAUUCCCAAAUCCCAUUUGGCUGCCCCUAGCACGUGCUGACUCAGGGGUGCCGUACAGAUGGGCCUGUCUGACAAUAGUUCUGUGUACCACCUGCCCACCUCCUCAGUGUGCUAGGAACCAUUGUAGUGGAUAGUGAGGGGUCAGAUCCAGUGCAGCCUGAAGCCCAGCCUCCGCUGCCACGGGAAAGGCUGGGGGAAGGACUUGCCCCUAACAAAGUCCUGUAAAAGAUCGAAUGGUGUCUCUUAAAAAAAUGAAAGCAGCAUAAUCAUAAACAUACUGUAUAGAAAUGCAAAACACAGAAACCUCUGCUUCUGCCCGAAUGGGUCUGGAAAGUCCUUAGGAACCAGCCCCAGCAAACCACUGUCACAUGCUAAUCCCAGGCUCAGGAGGAAGGGCCAAGAGGUUGGGAGUUCCAAAUGGGCAGGUCACAGGAAGGUCACCAGGCUAUUCCACAUCUAGAGGAGGACUGUGUGGUGGGGUUUGUGUAGCACAGUCAUUGGAAAGGGAAGAUUAACAUGUUGGUAGGAGGACGCAUGACUGAGACCAGGGCUGGCCAGAGGUGAGGGGAAGGUACUUCUCACUGGAUGCCCCAAGCCCUCGAUGGAACUGUGAACUGAAAUUUGAAGAGUCUGGUGAAACUGGAACGAUGGAGCUCCCUGCUCAGAUGUGAUGGUUGCAUAGAGAAAAGCAGCCAGGGUGGAACCUGCCCACCAAAGAAAGGGCUACAGACUGGUGGCCAGAUUCUGUGGAGGACUUGGGCCAUUGAUGUCUUCUCCUAAGAACAAAGACUUUUCCUCCGGAGCUGAAACCAGAAGGAAAUUAGGCAUCUGUUCUCUGAGGCCACUUUGUGAUUUCCAGCCAGACUUGGACACAAUGGACCCUCUGGAUUUGUGCUUUGUGAGGUUGGAGGCUCUGGGGGGUGGGGUAGGGAGGAGGUGGGGAAGGGUUAACUAUGCAGCUGAUUCACACCUGUUUUUCUGGGAUGGAGAAGCCUGGUUCUCUUUUGCAAUGCUUGAUUGCACUUGUUCAGCUAAACAAGCCUGGUGACUGGAGUUGAUUCACCUCAAAACAAAGUCGGAAUUCUCUGUUUUCAGACUACCGUGUAGUGACUGUGUGUUUAACAACUGUAGCUUUUUCUCCCGGGGCGGGGCACAGAACAGACGUGUUGAUGUGGACUCUAAACUGUACUUUCUUGUAACUAUUUUGGAAUGAUGCACAUUUCUAAUGUCUGUUAUACUUGUACAGAGUAUUGCUGUUGGUUGCUUUUUUUUUUUAAAGGAAAAAAAAUGGCCUGAAAACUUUUUUUUUAAAGACUUACAAAUACCAAAUAUAAAAUAUGUCAACACAUUA
Molecule: messenger RNA, 7274 nt
Organism: Cricetulus griseus (Chinese hamster)
Lineage: Eukaryota; Metazoa; Chordata; Mammalia; Rodentia; Cricetidae
Source: RefSeq, a predicted model, not a curated record